AUGAAGUUCAUCGGAACCACUGCCUUCGCCCUCACCGUGGCUUGUGCUAUGGGCGCCAAGCUCUCCGACUCCGCUGCCCUUGACCACGCCAAGUCCCAGUGCGAUGUCGGUGACAUCUCCUGCUGCAACUCCGAGGAGGAGACCAAGGCCGACGGUAUCCUCGGCAACCUCCUUGCUGGCGGUCUCCUCAACGGUGUCUUGGGUAACUCCAACUCGCCUUGCGCCAAGACCAGCCUCAUUGAUGAGCUGAACAUUCUUGCUUCCAUCAAGAACACCGACUCGGGACCCGUCUGCAAGAACAUCAUUGCUUGCUGCCCUGAGGGAACCACCACCUGCACUGCCAUUGACAACUCCGGAAAGGAGUAA
Molecule: messenger RNA, 366 nt
Organism: Penicillium brevicompactum
Lineage: Eukaryota; Fungi; Ascomycota; Eurotiomycetes; Eurotiales; Aspergillaceae
Exons: 3
Coding region: 1-366 (121 amino acids)
Cellular component (GO): fungal-type cell wall
Molecular function (GO): structural constituent of cell wall
Source: RefSeq, a predicted model, not a curated record